This is a messenger RNA of Arachis duranensis, 2019 nucleotides long. Its product is annotated as rab GTPase-activating protein 22. The record is from RefSeq and is a predicted model, not a curated record. Lineage: Eukaryota; Viridiplantae; Streptophyta; Magnoliopsida; Fabales; Fabaceae. Gene Ontology annotation, molecular function: GTPase activator activity. Gene Ontology annotation, biological process: activation of GTPase activity.
GUCCAUUUAAUUCAAAUUAACACAACGCAGCACUAUAUUCUCCUUCUCUUCCCUUCAUUCACUCUCUCUCACACAUUCAUUCUUUCGUUCAUUCCCUGUUCCAAUCUUUCACACAUUCAUUCGUUCGUUCGUUCGUUGAUUUGUUCGUUUUGUGGAAAUCAUUUCUUCAGAAUUCGAAAAAGGUAGGGUAUUGACAAUGAUGGUUGUUAUGGCUCUCUAACAAGAGAGUAGGGGUUUGAUUAAGGUUUUGGUGUUGAAGUAGAUGAUUAGUUGUGGGGGAUGUGGAAGGUUCUUGCGAGGAGUUCUGGAGCUACUGAGUUGAAUGACUUCUAUCCUAUUAGACCGGAAUGCCAAGCCGACGCUCCAGCUCCUCGUUUUAAGCCAAGGGCUGGCAAAACUCUAAGUCAAAGAAGAUGGAAUUCAUCAUUCGAUGCAGAAGGUCACUUGAACAUUGCCAAAGUGCUUAGACGAAUCCAGCGCGGGGGUGUCCAUCCUUCAAUCAAAGGGGAAGUAUGGGAGUUCUUGCUAGGUUGCUAUGAUCCUAACAGUACAUUUGAUGAACGGACGGAGCUCAAGAACCGUCGAAGGGGACAGUAUGAUAUGUGGAAAGCAGAAUGUCAAAGGAUGGUUCCAAUGAUUGGUAGCGGAAAAUUUAUUACAACACCCCUCAUCGAUGAGGAUGGCCAACCAAUAGAUAAAUCUUUGAUAGGUGUCCAACCUUCAAAUAAGAAAGUUUUGCAGUGGAUGCAAGUGUUACAUCAGAUUGGCCUGGAUGUUAAUCGAACUGAUCGAGCACUUGUCUUUUAUGAGAGUGAAGCUAAUCAAGCAAAACUUUGGGAUGUUCUAUCAGUUUAUGCAUGGUUGGAUGAUGAUAUUGGUUAUGUGCAAGGAAUGAAUGAUAUAUGCUCACCUUUGAUUAUUCUCAUCGAGAACGAAGCAGAUAGCUAUUGGUGCUUUGAUCGUGCAAUGCGAAGGAUGAGAGAGAACUUCAGGACCAGUGCAAGUUCAAUGGGGGUGCAAUCUCAGUUGGCUACGCUCUCACAGAUAAUGAAAACAGUUGAUCCUAAACUUCACGAACACCUUGAGGAUUUAGAUGGUGGAGAGUAUCUAUUUGCAUUUCGCAUGCUGAUGGUUCUUUUUCGAAGAGAAUUUUCUUUCGCAGAUACUUUGUAUCUUUGGGAGUUGAUCUGGGGAAUGGAAUACAAUCCAAACAUCUUUGCAAAAUACGAAGAGCCAGAACGAGCUAAAGCAAAUGCCUCUCCACAAACACUAAGUGACAAGAUUUUGAAGCAAUAUGGAAAAUUUGAGAGAAAAAAUGUGAAGACCGGCAAUGCAGAAGAAAGUAGUGCACUAGCUGUUUUCGUUGUUGCAAGUGUGCUAGAAAUCAAGCAUAGGCGGAUUUUGAAUGAGGCCAAGGGCGUUGAUGACGUUGUCCAGGUUUGUCUUCUUUCAAAUGCAUGUGCCAAAUAUAAAAAAGCAUGUGAGGAGGCAUUGAAAAUUCAGAAGAAGUACCUGAGCAAGGCCCAAGGCAAGAAGUGACAGAGCCAUAGAGACAAUGGUACAUUUUCUCUAACUAUUUGGUUGGCAGCUGUGGUUAACAUGAUCUUGAGGUUUCAGCUUAGCCCCUAUCCCCUUUUCUUUUUUUUUCUUUUUUUCUUUCCUCCCAUUUUUCUUUUACCCUCUAGUGAUGGCUGUAGUUCCAUGCUUCUCCAGUGUUGAUCCUUGGAAAUGAAGUACUAAGUACAAACGCCACAAGAUCUAGAGACCCAGAAAACAUCACCUUCAGAUUUUGUGCAUGGGCCUGGCAAAAAUACUUUUAUUAUUAUUUCUUUUUCUUCAACAACUAAAUUAGUAUCUAUUGUAUUACUAAUCUUAAAAUAAGUUCAUUCUGUUAGGAACAAAAAUUAAAUUAAAAAAAAAAAGAGAGAGAAAAUGUUAGGUAUGCUUUUGGUUUUAGCCAGGAACCAAAAAGUGUACUUCAAAUGUACUUUUUUAUUCGAUAAAUAUUUUUCAUAAUAA